Messenger RNA from Juglans regia (Persian walnut), 1014 nucleotides. RefSeq lists its product as uncharacterized. Lineage: Eukaryota; Viridiplantae; Streptophyta; Magnoliopsida; Fagales; Juglandaceae. The record is from RefSeq and is a predicted model, not a curated record. Bases 1 to 1014 code for a protein of 337 amino acids. The transcript has a single exon.
AUGGAUAUCAUGGAGCAAGAAAACAUGCAAUUUCUUGGUAUCUUUGGUGUCUAUAGAGAAGCGUAUAAGAUCAUGAUCUUUUCAUGGCGGAAAAUCUUGAGCCAGAUUACCCUGGCCUUGGUCAUCCCUCUAUCUUUCAUCUUCUUGGUUCACAUGGAAGUCUCGGAUCUUCUCUUCUCGAGGAUCAUCCACAACGAGAUAGUCUUGGACGAAACCAGAGCCGGAACUCCAAAACACAACAAGGUCUCAGAUGUCGUCAACUCCGAAUGGAUCACUUUCUGGCUUUUCAAGGUUGCCUAUUUCACUUUCCUCCUCAUUUUCUCCCUCCUCUCCACCUCCGCCAUCGUUUACACCAUUGCAUGCAUUUACACCGGCCGGGAAGUAACCUUCAAGAAGGUCAUGAGCGUUGUCCCAAAGGUCUGGAAACGGCUUAUGGUCACUUUCAUCUGCACUUACAUCGCCUUCUUCGCUUACAACUUCGUGGCUAUUCUGAUCGGGAUCAUAAGCGUAUUUGUCCUAAUUGAUUCUGAAUCUAGAUAUUUUCUCCAAAUUUUAAUAGCCAUGGGGAUCUUGUACUUGGUGGGAUUUGUGUACAUGACCAUAGUUUGGCAGUUAGCCAGCGUCGUGACAGUUUUAGAAGACAGCUGUGGAGUUCAAGCAAUGCUGAAAAGCAAGGCGCUGUUGAAGGGGAAGAUGUGGGUGGCCACAGUUAUAUUUUUUAAGCUCAAUUUUUCUCUUGCAAUCAUACAGAUAGCUUUUUGUAAGCUUGUUGUUCAUGGCUGGCGUCUGGGUAUGGCGAGCAGGGUUGGAUAUGGGAUUAUCUGUUCGUUGUUGCUUUUCAAGUUGGUGCUUUUCGGGCUUAUAAUUCAGACAGUGAUAUAUUUUGUCUGCAAAUCCUACCACCAUGAAAACAUCGACAAGUCGACUCUCUCGGAUCACCUUGAAGUCUAUCUUGGAGAGUACUAUGUUCCUCUGAAGGCCAAGGAUGUUCAGCUCGAGCAAUUCGAUGUUUGA